GACAAAACUAUCCGCCAUCUUGUCGGAUCUUCUGUCGCCGUUGUGUGGUGUAAAGUGGGUGAAAAUUGACCGAGGACAGCUAGAAUAGUCCUCCAUGGAGGAAAAACGAAGUUCUGGAAGGUCCAAACGGCAGCCUAAGGUACUGGACGAAGGCUUUUGGGACUGUUCCGUAUGUACCUACAAAAACUCGCCAGAAGCUUACAAAUGCGAGAUGUGUGAUGUGCGAAAAGGAACAUCAACAAGGAAGCCUAGAAUCAACCCCCAGCUUGUGGCUCAGCAGGUAGCACAGCAGUUUGCUCCUCCACCAAAGAAGGAGCGAAGUAAUCAUGAACGUAAAGAGAAGAAACAAAAAAAUGACGAGAAACACAAAGGGCCACCUCGAUUGAAGAAUGUAGACAGAAGCAAGGCAUCUCACAUGAGCGUAACAGUGGGGAACGUAACAGUCAUUGUUACAGACUACCAGCCCAAGACAGAUGUUCGUUCAUCAGACAGUCACAUUUCCUCUGAUGCAUCAGAUACUAAUUCUUCCACAGCACCCCAUGACCUUAACUUAGACUCACCAGCUGCUGAUGCCAGUACCAACUGAGCACUACUUCCUACACUCAGAAUGCAUCACAAGCAAAACCAAGCGUCUGCGGGAUGUUAGCAUGCCAGCCAACACUCUUCGUUUUGUCAUUCAUUAAAUAGGAAUGGAUGCCAUGCAUAUCUGAUUGAUCAGAAUGACUCCUACAGCUGAAAGCAUUCUCCCAUGAAUGACUUUCUUGUGCCUGUUCUGGUUGAUGGGUUGCUUGUAAGUGCGCAAACAUGUUCACGAAACUGUGACAGCAAACAGAUUUUUGAAAACUCCUGGUGUAGAAUGGCAAAUGUUCAAGGACCAAUUAUCAAAGAAAAUGUUGCUACAGCUUCUAGCGUUUGAUAAAGUGCUGGAUUUAAGACACCACAAGGAAAGAAACAGCAGAUGGAAAAAGUUGUUCAGUGCUGCUAAUUGGAUGACUAUACUGGUAUUCUCAAUCAGUGAUCCUGUGGAAUAUCCAACCUGAAUGCCUGAAAAAAAAGACUUUGUUUCAUGGGCUGUUGGACAAUAUUAAUCGAGCAAAGCAGACAAGUGUGGUGGUGGCACCAGGUGAAUUUUCAGAGUGAGUGAAGCAGUGAUAUUUUUAGUACACUUCACAGCUCCAUCUUUGUGUAGGAUAAUAAUGAUAUGGAGAGGGGUUUUAAAACACUCUUUUAAUAUGUUGUAUGUUUGCACAUACAUGCACUUGCUUGAAGGUAAUCAGAUUAAUGAAUGCAUGCAUGUGCUCACACACACUCACACAAACAAACAGGUAGUCUGUUACAUCAUUUGAUGCAUUUCCUUACAGCACUGUCACUAAUAUAAAGACUCAAACAUGCUUAGAUCUCGUUAUUAUAAUUAAAAGUAAUUGUAUUCCUUUCUUUCUCUGGUACUUUUUCAAAUAAUCUUCUACCAAACAUUGGCUGCCCUUUUCCAAAUGAUGUAAAUAAAAACAGAGAUGUUGAAAUUUAUUAUGGACUACCUUCCCAUUCAAGACUUUUUUAAGACCAUCUUUCACCAGAUGCAGUUUUUUUUUAAAAGAAUGAGUACAGUACUACAAUCCCAUACAUGUGGGAUCAAAAAGGCUUCAUCAUUGAUCUUCUACAGUAAACUGGCCCAUGCCAGUGGUGCUUUUAAUAGAAAACUUUAACAAAGAAAGUUAUCACCCAGAGAAGAUGUGUCUGGUUAAUUUUGACUAGAUAGCAUCACAUGUUUUCAUGAAUAGAAGUUGGUAAUAGAUUUAAUUGUCUCAGCCUAUCAGAAUUUAAGACUAAAGCUUGUAUUUGAGGACUAGAACUUUAAAAAAAUAUUGCUGCCAUCAUUUCUAUUUCUGAAAACAAACAUUUAAGACUGGAAAUCCAGAUUCCAGGUAAAUGUUUUAAAUGUUCAGUGUAUUUUCUACUCUUUCAGUCCUUGAAUAGAUUUUCUAUUUUUACAUAUUAACUGCAUUUUCUGCUUGUACAGUUAGAACACAUUUAAUAAUGAUUAAGAGGGGUAUGUUGAAACUGAUUGCUUGUCUCAAAAUGACAUUAUCUUUAGCAAUAUGUUACAGACCCUAGUGGGUAUUGCUGAUUAUAAAAUUGAUAAACUUGUCAUUAUAAAAAUAUGCCAAAAGCACUUCCAGUUGACACUGUUUUCAGCUCCAGAGUUUGCUAGUCAGGUGUUGUCUGGUGAGUGUACAGGGAAGUAACUUGCAGCAUCAUUAUGUGUCGAAAAAAAAAAUUAGUGGUUAAAUCUCAGGGCAUAUAGGGGAAUGAUUAGUUUUAAAAUCUGAGCUGGUGGCUUACAGUUAGUAUUAUACACAGUACACCGGAAAUGUAGAUAAGUUAUUGGCAUAAAAAAGUGAAUGCAUUUCAAGGAGAAAGGUUAUUUUUACUGUAUCAGAACAGAUAAUUGGGGUGGGGGUUGGGGGGCUGUGUGGGUGUGUACAUGAAUAGCUAGUGUAAAGGUUCCAAAAGUAUACAUAUGUAGGAAAAUCCUUUUGAAUGCAUGAGAAGAUAGAUUACAUGAAUGUAACGAAAGCAGGUGGUGCCUGUGUGAGAGAGUGGCCUCAAAGCCAUGGGUGGAGGAAGAGGUGAGCUGGAUGUCAAUUUAAGUUGUUGGCUAAAAAUGUGCGGUGAAAUCCCAGGCAGAUGACUAGCUAGAUGUGUUUAUAAUUGUAGGCCGAGUAAUAAGUUUAUAAUGGACAUUUGUUCAGAUUGUUUAUACUUAAACCAUAAUUUAUAUUGUCAAUGUUAUUUCCUAUAUCAUACGUAGAGACAUUUUGUCCUGUUACCUAGCUUCAUACUGUCAUGGCUUGGCAGUUUCUUCGUGCAAGGAGCAGUUGUGUUUGUUUUGAUGACUCUAGCUGUGUCUGAAACUACUGUUCGGCCAGAAUCAAAGCAAAAGUUAUAGAAGCAUUAUUAGUACAGACGAAGCAAGUGUCUCAUUGGAAGUGGUAGUCAAAGUGAUAGCCUGAGGUCUUUAUUCUUUACCCGAUUCUUUUAUAUACGUGUCCACCAUGACAUUUUCUACAAAAGCCCGAAAAGCAGAGCAGUUGUGUUGGCUACUAGAGAAUGGGGAUGAUGUCUUAACUGUUUUAAAGGAUGUCUCAUUUGACAAGAAGGAUUCAGUCAAACACUAAAGCAAGCGCAAUAAUCGUUGUACUGUUUAAAUGUGAUAGUGCUUUUCGUCUGUUUUAGGCAGACAAAUCUCUUAUUCUUAAAUGAAAUAAAAAAUGAAUGAAAUGAUAAUUCUGGAUAAGUUAGCAUUAUAAUUAAUGAAUGUUCACACAUGUAGCUAUAGAAUGGUAUCUGCUGUGCUCUGUAAUACUCAUGCCUUAAGAAUUUUAUUUAUAAAAUAUUUUGUUUUUCAAAUAAGCAUAUUACUUAACCAUCUGUCACCUUUUGGGAUAAUUAGAUUUCAUUUAGCAGCACUGCCGUAAUUAAUUUUAUUUUGUGUCAUCUGCAAGCAACAGUCCACCUUUAUUAAAUAAAUUGUAGUGGCUGAUGUUUUUCAGUCAUUGCAGUUACCUCUAGACAAAAAUGAUAAUUAAAAAAAAUUGGUGUUGAUACUACUAGUAUGAUCUUAAUUUGAUACGUUACAAUAUUCUUUAAUAUAUGACAAACUGCUACUUGUCCAAAGAAAUUUCUGAGUCAUCCUUCUCUCCCUCAGUCUCUGUCUACAAACAACUCAACUAUUCCUUUCUCCACCUCUGUCCACAGCUUGGGUGUCAUUCUUGAUCAGAGUUUACUUUUCAUCAGCAUACUUCUCAUGUCUGCAGAAAUGCUUACCUUGAUGUUCGUAGGAUCAGUACCAUUCGUCAUUAUCUCCCCACUAAUGCAACUAAAACUCUAAUCUGUGCCUUUGUGCUGUUGAGGAUGGACUAUUGUUAUUCUCUUUUAGCUGGAAUUCCCAAGUAUUUUCUUGACAGAUUUCAAAGGAUCCAGAAUAAUGCUGCUCACCUCAUUUGGAAACCAUCUAGAUACGAACAUAUAUUGUCUAUCAUUCAUUCUCUUUAUUGGCUGCCAGUCAUGGAUUUAUAGGGUACAAGCUUUCCACUUUGACUUACUCUGUUGUUUCUGGCACUGGUGCUCAGUACUUCUAUGAACUCACUCCCAUCUGUAUGCCUACACAACCUCUUCGCACAUCUGACACCUGGCUCCUGCGAGUCCCACUAAGACAAAGACAUACGGACAGAGGUCUUUCUCCUACCAAGCCUCAUCAACUUAGAACAGAUUACUCGUCAGCCUUCGUCACUAAUUCUCUUUCCUCGUUCAAGUCUAAACUUAAGGCGCAUCUUUUCUUCACUCUGACCAUGAACAUAUGUAAUGUGUCUAUAAUUUACUUCGGUUAUAAGUAGUGCAUGUUGCUGAAGUGAACAUGUCUGUUACAUGUGAAUGUGGGUACAUGGUUAUUAAUGAUUCAGUCAAUGUAUGAUUUAUGUGAAGCACUAUGAGCAAAUCUUUAAAAAGGCGCUGUCAGUCCUCAUUAUUAUUAUUAAAUCAUGAAGGUCCCCAAUUAAUUAAGAAAUUAGAUUUGGUGACGUGACUUCUGUUUGUAAAAUUAAUGGUUUUCAUCAAGCCUAUGCCUUUUGUGUGACUGCAUUCUUGUGCAGGAAGUUUUACUCUCUGCUGGGAAGGGGUCGUGACAAUUAAGAUUUCUUAGCUGAGGGUUGUUGCCCAGUCACAGUGUUUGGAACCAGCUGUUUCUCCAGCCAUUGGGUCUGAGCUGCCUUUUUGAAUGUUACUGGGUGAUACGACCUUAGAAGCUUAACCCCACCUACCACUUCAGAUUCCAUCCGUAGCUCCAGCUUGCUUAUUGACCAGUCCUACUGGAGUUAGCAAAAAUUACAUUUUAUUUGACUGCAGUACACUGAAUACUGCUACUUUGGAUUUUAAUACCUGUUUUCUUUGAAACUAUAGCAGUAGUUUAUGAGAACCCAGAGAGGGAGGGGAAAAGUAUUUGGGGUGUGGGGGUGUGAGUGAGCACAUGAUUUUCUUUAUCAUUUUGUAAAUAUACCGUUUUCUCCAUUUAAAAAAAGGAUUUUUGGGGUAUUGCAGAUUAAAUCUAGUAAGCUCUAUUAUUACGAGUAGGAAUGGCUAUUUCAUAAACAUUUCACUUGUAAAUGUUGCAUAUUUCAGCAUAGAACUUUGAAAAGAGGCUUAGCAUUGAUGAUUAACAGUGCAGUUCAGCAAUGCCAGAAAUAGUCUGAAUGGUCCUCAUGUAGGUUUAUCUUGAAUUGUAUUACAAUUUGCAAGAGAUUGAGGAAAGAUGGAACUAUUGAAUGUAUGGAUUUAUAAACAUUUUUUUUACUGAAGUGUGUGCAGAAAGCAAUUUUCCAGAUCUCUUGUGUUUUCACAUUUAGAACAUAUUCACCUGUCUUAUGUUGAUAGUCAUCAGCAUCAUACCUGUAAAGGGUUAACACCAUUUUUAUGCUUCAGUGAUACCAAGUAUCAUACCACCCGGCCAGUAUGUUAUGUACAUUUUUUUUUUGAAGAGGUGUGUGCGCGCGCAUGUUAGAGAGAUAUUUGGGAACAAUAUUGAGUGCAUGUCUUUGAACUGUACUUCAUAAAUUCUUUCAUAUGUUAUAUUCUACCUGUUGUUUCUCUCAUUUACACAUACCACUUUGUUUACUUUCUCAUUUCAUACCCUAGUGAGGUGGGCCAGAGCUGAAUGACUGAAUGUAUGAAAUUGAUUUUUGUAUACACAGAGAGCCAGAAACUAGUGCUGAGUACUUGGAAUUUGGCUACAUGGUGAUAUGUUAGUAGUUUUACCUUCUGUUUAAGAAUGGGCUGGCUCAGAGAGGUGGAAUGCAAGAUAACAUGACAAUAUUAUGGGGGAAAGGGGGACAUGUUCUUGACUUGCUGUUUUCAGUCUGGUAUAAAAUGUGACAUCUCCUGUAAACAUGUUAAAGCUUCUAAAAUAUUUGUGAUACAUUCGUGAUUCUGGAAAACAUUACAGUUGCCUCACUUUGUAAAACUUUGUCACAAGUUUUUUCACACUGCUAGCUUCAGUAGUCUUUAUGUAAACUUUCUCAAAAGGGUUGUGAACUUUUACUAUCCCUCUUUCCCAGUUUCACAAAAUUGUUAUGGCUAAAACAUUGUGACUGAUGAGUUCCAGAUGUAUGAUUUUAUAUGUAUGUUUUAAGAAAUACAACAUGGAUGCAAGAAAGGUAUUUCAAUACCGGUUAAGGUUUUCAUUUUUAACUUUCUGUCCCACCUCCCAUCCCCUGGCUUUAUGUUCAGAUUUCUGAAGACAUUGUCGUUCUGAGGUGAAUGGUCUUUUAAUAUGGGUGUCAACUCUGCCACAAUUAUGAAUGUACAGUGACAGGUGUGAGUGCUCUGAGAGAAUAAAUCAGAAUGCAAUUUGGUAUUCUGCAGUUUAUAACUGAAAUAAAAACAUUUUGAAGGAAAA
Molecule: messenger RNA, 6448 nt
Organism: Pomacea canaliculata
Lineage: Eukaryota; Metazoa; Mollusca; Gastropoda; Architaenioglossa; Ampullariidae
Product: YY1-associated factor 2-like
Exons: 4
Coding region: 95-586 (163 amino acids)
Biological process (GO): positive regulation of DNA-templated transcription
Cellular component (GO): nucleus
Molecular function (GO): transcription coregulator activity; DNA binding
Source: RefSeq, a predicted model, not a curated record